This is a messenger RNA of Protopolystoma xenopodis, 261 nucleotides long. Lineage: Eukaryota; Metazoa; Platyhelminthes; Monogenea; Polystomatidea; Polystomatidae. The record is from the annotation of a GenBank genome assembly.
AUGUACGCUCCACUGCGUUUGACGACCGUGAACAUGAGGGAGGUCUUUGAAAGCGAGAAGCGAUCCAAGAAGACGGGACAACUUAGCAAAAGUUUGCUCGCGACUCCUGACAACUUCGAGUGUUUACAGAUCGAGGCUAAAGUCCCAUUUGUGGUCUCGGUCUCCUGUUAUUCGAAGUCCGGUACAGGCGGUCGGCACACAAAAAGACACGCAUACAUGCAAGAAUUCUGGCCACCGCACGCAUUUGCAGGUAUGGCCUAA